AUGGGACCAUCCGGCUACAUAUGGGACCAUUCGGACUGCAUAUGGACCAUUCGGACUGCAUAUGAGACCAUCCGGCUGCAUAUGGGACCAUCCGGCUACAUAUGGGACCAUUCGGACUGCAUAUGGACCAUUCGGACUGCAUAUGAGACCAUCCGGCUGCAUAUGGGACCAUCCGGCUACAUAUGGGACCAUUCGGACUGCAUAUGGGACCAUCCGGCUGCAUAUGAGACCAUCCGGCUGCAUAUGGGACCAUCCGGCUACAUAUGGGACCAUUCGGACUGCAUAUGGGACCAUCCGGCUGCAUAUGGGACCAUCCGGCUACAUAUGGGACCAUUCGGACUGCAUAUGGGACCAUCCGGCUGCAUAUGGGACCAUCCGGCUACAUAUGGGACCAUUCGGGUCCAUAUGGGACUAUUCGGACUGCAUAUAUGA
Messenger RNA from Pelobates cultripes (western spadefoot toad), 432 nucleotides. NCBI's taxonomy places the organism in Eukaryota, Metazoa, Chordata, Amphibia, Anura, Pelobatidae. The record is from the annotation of a GenBank genome assembly.